This is a messenger RNA of Nelumbo nucifera (sacred lotus), 1230 nucleotides long. RefSeq lists its product as uncharacterized. Lineage: Eukaryota; Viridiplantae; Streptophyta; Magnoliopsida; Proteales; Nelumbonaceae. Gene Ontology annotation, molecular function: protein binding. The record is from RefSeq and is a predicted model, not a curated record.
AUAAGAGCAGUCUCGUUGUAUGUGUGGAUCCAAGGUUCGGAAGCCUCAGUGAUAUAGCUAGCAAAUAAUUAAGCUACUUAUUUCAGUCAAUCGAUGGCGAUUGUGUAUCCUUCUCCACCUCAGAAGGACCGCCCCCUUCACUUGGACGUCGCAAACUCUAGAGAUGCUCCACCAGCACACUACAUAUUUAAGAUUCGGUCAUUUUCUUUACUUUCGAAGGCUUCAGUUGAGAAAUAUGACUCCGACGUUUUUGAAGUGGGAGGCUACAAAUGGAAGUUGUCUCUCUAUCCAGAUGGGAACAAGGUCGGAAAUGGAAGUGAUCACAUCUCCCUAUACUUGGUAUUGGCAGACAGCAGUUUGCUUCAGGCAGGUUCGGAGGUGAAUGCCACUUUCAGUUUGUUUCUAUUUGAUCAGCUUCAGGACAAGUAUCUGACUUUCCAAGAGAGGAGAGUGAGGCGCUUUUAUGCAAUGAGAACGGAAUGGGGUAUUGCCAGAUUCAUCGACCUUAAAACCUUCAAGGACCCGAAUAAUGGAUACCUUGUUAGUGAUACUUGUGUGUUUGGAGCUGAGAUUUUCAUCAUCAAAAAUGAGGCGAGAGGCGUGUGUUUGUCUAUGGAAGAGGGAGCUGUUGCUUGUACCCACACUUGGAAGAUGGAAAAAUUUUCAGGGAUUGAUACGGAACGCUUGGAUUCUGAGGCAUUCCUAGCAGGAGAUUAUAAAUGGAAGAUUAGGCUCUAUCCUAAGGGAAUUGGCGAUGGCAAAGGCAAUAGUAUUUCUCUGUUUCUAGCUUUAGCUGAUUCUACUACUCUUCCUCCUGACACCAAAGUCUACACCAAAUUGGCCAUGCGUAUCAUGGACCAAGCCAGCGGCGCACAUUCCCAAGAAGAAACUUAUCAUCUAUUCAGUCCUUCGGUCUCGGUUUGGGGCUGGCCCAACUUCAUGACACUCGCUAAGCUCAAUGACCAAUCAACCAAAUCUUUUCUUCGGAAUGGUAGUUGUAUCUUCCAAGCAGAGGUUACAGUCCUUGGAUCGGUCUCUAAAUUGGCAUAAAGGUCAAUUAGAAUUCAGUGUUUGAUGUUAAUUGAAGAUGGUCUCUGCUAGCGAAAAGCAGAGGAUAUAUAGAAACAGAGUGUUAUGUAUAGUUGGUGAACGGAGUGAUAUCUUGGUUCACCGGCAACCAAGAUUUACUGUAAAUGUUGCUUAAUAAACCCUCUAAGUCAUCCUUUUCAA